AUGCUACCGACACCGCUGAUGUUCAUGUUCAUCGUCAAGCUUGGUGAGUUUUUUUCACUUUUUUUAAAUAAUUCAAAAAUUGUUUGGAAUUAACAUUAUUGUCAUGGAACAGUCACGGAACACCCAAAAAAAGGUCGGCAAUUUUUUUGAGAAAAACUGGUUGGAUUUGAAGGUUAUUCGGUGAACCGGAAGAGGUGCAAUAAUAACAAAAUAAUAGUUUGAAAAUAGGUCUUCAAAAAAGUGAAAAUGAAUAGUUUUUUGACAACUUUCAAUCUUGCUUUUAAUGAGAUGAAAUCUCCCAUAGAUCUAAUUUCGAAACCCAAGAAUUCCUGUAGAUAAAAUGAGUUUCUAUCAGGGUGCAUGAAAGUUUGAAAAAAGUUGGCACAUCUCUAAUUUCGUGGUUAUCUGGACCAAAAUCCAUAUUUCUCUGAAGCACCGUAGUACAAUUUUUAUUUUCUCAAAGCCAUUUGGUUAAUAUUCUGUUGACUUAUUGUAAAAUAAAAAUCCAAUCUAUUGACUUGAGAGAUUAUUGCAAAUUUUUAAACUCCAUUGAAUUCAGCUCAAAUUGUAGGACUAGGGAACAUCGUUCAGCUUCAGGAACCUGUGCUCACAGAGGAUAAUUCAUGAAGACUUAAAUUUUUAUCUCAAAAAAAAAGCCAAGCUGAUAUGAUUCUUUAGUCAAUGCUCCACUCAGUAUUAUCUUUCAGCCUUUUAUUUCUUCACUUAUGAAAAAACUGAAAUUUUAAACUCUAUUCAAUCUAGCUCAGGUUUUCUGACUAGGGAACAUCACUCAGCUUUUGAAAAUCAGAAAAAAAGCUAGAAAUUUCAAGCUGAUUAACCUGUGAAGCCUAGGACAAGUGUGCUCUAUGGAUAAUCUAUAGAAAGUCAAAUUUUAAACUCGAACAGAAAUCUAAACUGAUCCGAUUUUUCAGGCGAUGCUCAACUGAACCUCGGCUCUUUUUCCCUGCAUCCAAACACCAACGGCGGAAUCGACCUUGGCCUCGGCCAAUCGGCCAACAUUUUCGGAUUUGGAGGUGAUCGUGGCUUCAAACUGUCCAGCAAUCCAGGAGGUGUUGGACUGGCAAGUGAGGCUUUUGGGAAAAUCUUUUAGCCUUCCCAAUUCUAUAAAUCUCUCUAGGAAAAUUGUAGAACACUCAGGAAUUUCAAGCAAAAACUAGGGGCGAGAAAAAAAAUAGUUUUUUCCCUAAAGGAGCUGCUCUAGAAAUUCCGUUUUCCCGAAAAAUUUGGGCAAACCUCUAUUUUCCAGCCAAUGAAGGCGUCCUAAUUGGCGGAGAACGGAUCGGAGCUUCAUCCGGUUUUUCCGGCGGUAGUUCUGGAAUUGACUUGGGCAGCAACUUACAGGUACCAAAAAAGAAAACUUCCUAAUUUUAUUAAAAUCUCAGUUUGGCAACAACCCUCAGCCGAUGCAUCCAGCCGGCCAAUUUGGCAAUUUCAUGGAGAAUAUCAGAAAUUUCUUCUCGUUCUUGGGUCUGUUUAGAUAUGAUUUAAAAAAAAACCACAACUUUGCCAUCAUUUUUCGCAAAAAAAAAGCUUGACCGCGACGCCUAAAAGCUUGACCGCGACGCGACCGCCCCGCGUUCAGCCAUUCCAAGGCUUUUCAAGGCCACCAUUCUCUUCGAACAAAUGUCCUACUCCAGAGCUGAGAUAGAUUUUAAAGUAGUAGUGAUAUCCUCUCUGAAAAGCUUGACGAUCUUAACAAACCGCGUCGCGACCGCAGCGCAACCAACCAUUCCAAAACGUUUCUAGUCCUAAAGCUUGAAGCAUUUUUCAAACUCGUCAGCGGAUAUAAUACUCUUUCUGAGACACUGAUCCAAAAAAAAAACUUGAUCACCCGACCGCAUCGCGACCGCAGCGCACCCAGCCUUCCAAAAAGUUUCUAAGCUUAAAGCUUGAAGCAGUUUUCUAACUUGUCAGUGGACAGAAUACUCGUUCAGAGACACUGAUCCAAAACUUAGUCUCAAAAGCUUACCCAACCGCGUCGCGACCGCAACGCACCCAACCAUUCCAAAUGCAGGCAACGGCAUGCCGAUGCCCCCCACCGUACCUCCCCCCAUGACGUCGGCCUUCACUCCGAUGCCUCUGGCGCCGAUUCCAUCCAUCGGAGUCGCCACAACCGAGCCGCCGACUCUGAUCGAAUCCGAAGAGUUGGAGAAGCCUAAAGGUACGUCUUCCAAAACUGAAGACGUCAUCAAAAACCUUCAGAAGAGACCGAGUUCAACACAGACGAGGAAGACGACUGGCGGAACACAGGACGUGACGAGGAGCCGUUGGCCGUCAACGAGGGCGAAUCCCUCCUUCAUCGAGGCUUGAAGUCGUCGCGGGAAUUCUUGCCGACGUCUUCUGAAUCCUCGGAGAGACGACGUGACAAUUCGAAGGCCACCGAUGAGAUCUUCACUGCAAGGACAGGUUUGUUGAGAUAAUCAUGACGUCAUUGGCUCAGUGGACAUUUUUACUAGAUGACGUCAGAAGCUCAAAUAUUUGAAAAUGACGUCAGAAUCACAAGAAAAACAUAGAAAACAUAGAAAACCGUAAAAAUGACGUGAAAAUUCGGGAUUAUGAUACUUUGAGAACGAAAAAAUAGGAUUUUUUGAAGACAUGUAGGUUUAAUAUGACGUCAUUGAUAACAUGUAGGUACAAGAUGACGUCAUUGAGAACAUGUAGGCUUAAGAUGACGUCAUAGAAUCAAAAAAGGACAAUUUGUUAACUUUUACAUUUAAAGUAACGUACCUUCAAAUCACUAAGACAUUACCCUCGACCUAUGACGGCACUGAUUAUGAUUGAUGACGUUGUCAAGUCAAAAAUGACAUCAUUUGCCAUUCAAAAAUUUUUCCUUGAGCUCAACUUUGCAGACCGUCCCCGCCAACUACCGGGCCUCAUCGAAUUUUCUUGA
Molecule: messenger RNA, 2911 nt
Organism: Caenorhabditis auriculariae
Lineage: Eukaryota; Metazoa; Nematoda; Chromadorea; Rhabditida; Rhabditidae
Source: the annotation of a GenBank genome assembly